AUGCCUCCAAUCGCACAAAGAACGCUGCUUGAGAAGGGAUGGUCAUUCAAGAAAGCAACAGAUGGACAUGAUGCUUGGAAGCCUGUGGCCAAAGUGCCAACGGUUGCCCACAUUGACUUGAUUGAAAACGGAAUCAUCCCUGACCCAUUUUUGGAUAUGAAUGAGCUUGAAGUCGAAUGGGUUGGAGAGACGGCUUGGACUUACCGCACUACUUUUGACUCGCCGUCUGCCAGCAGUAGAUCAGUGUAUCUUAUCUUCGAGGGUCUCGAUACGUUUGCUCAAGUCAAGCUCAACGAUGUCGUCAUACUAGAGAGCGACAAUAUGUUUCUCAGCCACCGUGUGGAUAUCACUGACAAGCUUUGCAACGAGGGUACCAACGUGUUAUCCAUCGACUUUGACAGCGCACUACUCAAGGCCAGGGAGAUCACAAAGCAAUAUCCUGAUCAUCGAUGGGAGCUCUUCAACGGAGAGGCUGGACGCUUGGUUGUGAGGAAAGCUCAAUAUCACUGGGGAUGGGACUGGGGUCCAGUGCUUAACACCGCCGGUCCAUGGAAGCCAGUCUGGCUUGAAGUGUCAUCCGCCCACAUAAGUGACUUCCUCCUCAAUUACAGUGUUUCUCCAGACCUUGAAAAGGUUCAGGGCACGGUGGAAAUCGACGCUGAAGGGUGCUAUGACACGGCAAAUAUCUCUAUCCUCUUUCAAGACACUCUCGUUCACGAUACAGUGGUAGCAAAGCCUUCUAGUGGCCGUCUGGUUGUCCCUUUUACUAUAGAUCACCCCAAACUGUGGUAUCCUGCUGGAUACGGUCAUCAGUCUCAGUACACCGUUAGUGUCAGUAUCGUCAAAGAUAGCCAGAAGCUGGAUGCAAAGACCAAGAAGACUGGCUUCCGGAGGAGCGAACUCGUUCAAAACGGAGACUCUCAUGGGAAAUCAUUCUUUUUCAGAAUCAACAACAUUGACGUCUUCUCCGGUGGCUCAUGCUGGAUUCCGGCCGAUAACUUUCUACCUCGAAUCACCGCUUCCAAGUACCGAGACUGGUUGAAGCUUAUGAUAGAAGGCAAUCAGAUCAUGACGAGAGUUUGGGGCGGUGGUAUCUACGAAGACGACACUUUUUAUGACUGCUGCGAUGACAUGGGCAUUUUGGUGUGGCAGGACUUCAUGUUUGGCUGCGGAAACUAUCCUGUAGGUCCAGAACUCAUCCGAUCGAUUCGCGAGGAGGCAGUGCAGAACGUCAGUAGACUGCAUCACCACCCUUCAGUCGUGAUAUAUGCCGGCAACAAUGAGGAUUACCAGGUUCAAGAGCAGGCAGGUCUCGAGUACAAUCCAGACGACAAGGAUCCUUCUUCUUGGCUCAAGUCUUCUUUUCCGGCUCGGUACUACUAUGAGCAUCUCUUACCAGAGGUAGUCAGUGAGGUAUCUCCAGGGAUGACAUACUGGCCUGGAUCACCAUUCUCUGGAGGCAAAGACACUACAGACAAGACUACAGGAGAUCUCCAUCAAUGGAACGUUUGGCAUGGCACGCAGGAGAAAUACCAGGUCUUUGACAGGCUGGGUGGUAGGUUCAAUAGCGAGUUCGGUAUGGAAGCUUUCCCGGCCUUGUCAACGAUUAAGCACUGCAUCACUGAAGAGUGCGACCGUUUUUCGCAGUCUCAGAUGAUGGAUUUCCAUAACAAAGCAGAUGGUCACGAACGACGAAUCGCCACUUAUGUGGUCGAGAACUUUCGUCCUCUUCCAGAUCUAGAGUCUCACAUAUACUUGACGCAGCUUUGCCAGAGCGAAGCCAUGACUUUUGCGUACCGCAGCUGGCGUCGCCAAUGGGGAGACGAUCGUAGAUGCGGCGGUGUUCUCGUCUGGCAGAUGAACGAUUGCUGGCCCGCCAUCUCAUGGUCCAUCGUCGAUUACUUUCUCACAAAGAAGCCAGCAUAUUACUCCAUUCGUCGAGCCCUCAAGCCCAUCGCUGUGGGUGUUCAGCGACAACACCACGACUGGAGUGUCGUUCAUGCAAGACCAGCGAAGACUUCUUCGUUUGAAGUCUGGGUUGCAAGCAACAAGCAGGAGGAGAUUACUGUCACUGUUGAAAUUCGCUUCAUAUCGAUCAAGACUGGCAGUGAUAUCAGGGAUAAAGUCGUCAAGGCCAACACGGUUUUGAUUUCGAAUGGGACGACUGACAUCCUGACUGGACAGAUUGACAAUGUAAAGGAUGAGCCACAUGUCAUAUCUGUGCGUAUUUUUCAGGGCGACACUUGUGUCUCACAAGACGUCGAUUGGCCUCAACCUCUCAAGUAUCUUGACUUCUCCGACAGAGGUGUUGAGGUUCAGGUUGGGCCAGAUGGGUAUCAACUCACGGCCAACAAACCCACCAAGGGCCUAGUCUUUGAAGAGCUUCCCGGUAUCUCCUUAGAAGACAAUUGCAUAGACCUGAUGCCUGGCGAAGUUGCUACUGUAAAGGUCAAUGGAGUCGAGAUGUUAUCUGGAGUCCCAAAAUACAGAUACCUACGUUGA
Molecule: messenger RNA, 2502 nt
Organism: Fusarium fujikuroi IMI 58289
Lineage: Eukaryota; Fungi; Ascomycota; Sordariomycetes; Hypocreales; Nectriaceae
Product: related to beta-mannosidase
Exons: 7
Coding region: 1-2502 (833 amino acids)
Biological process (GO): glycoprotein catabolic process; carbohydrate metabolic process
Molecular function (GO): beta-mannosidase activity
Source: RefSeq, a predicted model, not a curated record